Messenger RNA from Adineta ricciae, 477 nucleotides. NCBI's taxonomy places the organism in Eukaryota, Metazoa, Rotifera, Eurotatoria, Adinetida, Adinetidae. The record is from the annotation of a GenBank genome assembly.
AUGAAAUUCAUUCAAAUCAAUUUGGAUUUAACUGAAUGGAUUGAGGAACAUAGUUCGAUCUUACAACAUGAUUGUUUGCAUGUUCGAAGUUCACUAAGAAUUGAAAACGAUCCUUAUCAGAUUCUUUCCUAUUGCUUCAGUGAAUGGCCAUCGAAAUGGAAUAUUUCAAUUCCAGAUAAUUCUUAUCGAAAGCUGAUUUUCGUCGAUCUUUACAAAUUCAAUAUAACUAGUGAACAACUCUUUCUUUGGUCAACGCCGAUCGAUAUCAUUGAAAACUACGAAUAUUAUCUUAGUCACCUUAAUGACACGUCCCUAUCAGAGGAAGUUUAUUAUAACUGUACACUACCGAGAUUUGGUCGGUAUGUAUUAACCUACGGAUGCAAUUCAUAUUCAACACAAAGAGUCAGCGACUGUCGCAUAUGGUGUUACCCUGACAGAAAGCUCACAUAUUUAAAUGAUUUACUGUUUGUUACCUAA